Astyanax mexicanus (Mexican tetra) is the source of this 2064-nucleotide messenger RNA. RefSeq names its product transketolase. Lineage: Eukaryota; Metazoa; Chordata; Actinopteri; Characiformes; Acestrorhamphidae. Gene Ontology annotation, biological process: ribose phosphate biosynthetic process; pentose-phosphate shunt, non-oxidative branch. Gene Ontology annotation, cellular component: endoplasmic reticulum membrane; extracellular exosome. Gene Ontology annotation, molecular function: thiamine pyrophosphate binding; transketolase activity. The record is from RefSeq and is a predicted model, not a curated record. The transcript has 14 exons. Bases 171 to 2057 code for a protein of 628 amino acids.
GUUUUGGCUAGCAGUCUCAUCCACAUUAAACACACACCCCUCCCUCUCCUGCAUCGUUCCCUCUCUCUCUCUCUUUUAUCAUUCUAUCUCUGUGUAUCCUGGAGUGAGGGAUCUCCUCCGUACCGCAGACAGGGGUGUUUUUCUGGGUGCUGAGAGUCAGUGUUGACCUGAUGGAGGACUACCAUAAACCCGACCAGCAGACUCUGCAGGCACUGCGCAACAUCGCUAACCGGCUCCGGAUCAGCUCCAUCCGGGCCACCAGCUCUGCGGGCAGCGGUCACCCAACAUCAUGCUGUAGUGCAGCAGAGAUCAUGUCUGUGCUGUUUUUCCACACCAUGAAGUACAGACCAGACGACCCACGCAAUCCCAAUAACGACCGCUUCAUUAUCUCCAAGGGUCAUGCUGCUCCAAUCCUCUAUGCUGUGUGGGCAGAAGUAGGUUACCUGAAAGAGAGCGAGCUGCUAAACCUCCGCAAGAUUGAUUCCAUCUUAGAAGGCCAUCCUGUUCCAAAACAGCAGUUUGUGGAUGUGGCCACAGGUUCUCUUGGGCAAGGGCUUGGUGCUGCCUGUGGAAUGGCUUAUACUGGAAAAUACUUUGACAAGGCCAGUUACCGUGUCUUCUGUUUGCUGGGUGAUGGCGAGAUGGCUGAGGGUUCAGUGUGGGAGGCAAUGGCCUUUGCUUCAUACUAUCAGCUUGACAACUUGGUGGCUAUUUUGGAUAUUAACCGGCUGGGCCAGAGUGACCCCACACCACUGCAGCACCAUGUAGAGAAGUACCAGAAACGCUGUGAGGCCUUCGGAUGGCAGUCCAUUAUAGUGGAUGGUCACAGUGUUGAGGAGCUGUGUAAGGUUCUGUGUCAGCCGCGCCACCAACCCACAGCCAUCAUCGCCCAGACUAUAAAGGGCAAGGGAAUCCCAGCUGCGGAGGAUAAGAUGGGCUGGCAUGGUAAGCCCCUGCCAAAGGAUAUGGCUGAGGGUGUGAUAAAGGACAUACAGAGUCGCAUUCUGAGCAGCAGCAAGCGUCUGUACCCGCCCACUCCCACUGAGGACACGCCAUUGGUCAGCCUGAAAAGUAUAUACAUGCCCAGCGCACCCAGCUACAAACCAGGUGACAAGGUUGCUACAAGGAAGGCGUAUGGAACGGCUCUGGCAAAACUCGGGCGCUACAAUGAGCGCGUCAUCGCUCUGGACGGAGACACCAAGAACUCCACCUUCUCCGAAAUCUUCAAGAAUGAAUGCCCUGAUCGCUUUGUGGAGUGCUACAUCGCAGAGCAGAACAUGGUGAGUGUUGCGGUGGGUUGCGCCGCUCGGGACAGAAACGUCGUCUUUGUCUCUACGUUUGCUACGUUCUUCACUCGUGCCUGCGACCAGCUGCGUAUGGCCGCCAUCUCAGAGAGCAAUAUCAACCUCUGCGGCUCACACUGCGGCGUGUCGAUAGGGGAGGAUGGUCCCUCUCAGAUGGGCCUGGAGGACUUGGCUAUGUUCCGAGCCAUUCCCACAGCGACCGUUUUCUACCCCAGUGAUGGGGUGGCCACUGAGAAGGCUGUGGAGCUGUCUGCCAACACAAAGGGUAUUUGUUUCAUCAGGACCAGUCGCCCUGAAAAUGCCAUCAUCUACAACAACAGUGAAGAUUUCCAUAUAGGACAGGCAAAGGUCGUACAUAAGAGCAAUGAUGACCAUGUGACUGUGAUCGGGGCAGGGGUCACUCUGCAUGAGGCACUUUCAGCAGCAGAGCAGCUAAAGAAAGAGAGGAUCAAUAUCCGUGUAAUUGACCCAUUUACUAUUAAACCCCUGGACUCAAAGACCAUCAUUGACAAUGCCAAAGCUACGAGGGGUCGCAUCAUCACUGUGGAGGAUCACUACUAUGAAGGUGGUCUUGGUGAAGCUGUGUGUGCAGCUGUGAGCAGUGAGCCCAGUUUCACGGUGCACCGGCUGGCUGUGGGUUACGUCCCACGAAGCGGCAAACCCAACGAGCUUCUCAGGCUGUUCGGAAUCGACCGCGACGCUAUAGCCCAAGCUGUUAGAAAGAUGAUCAGCACCACCACGAACGCCAAAUAAUCCGGCG